Musa acuminata subsp. malaccensis (wild Malaysian banana) is the source of this 2851-nucleotide messenger RNA. RefSeq lists its product as uncharacterized. The record is from RefSeq and is a predicted model, not a curated record. Lineage: Eukaryota; Viridiplantae; Streptophyta; Magnoliopsida; Zingiberales; Musaceae.
UUCUUCCAUGUGUCGUUUACAAAAAGAUCUUCACCUUUACCGGUAUGUCCAACACUGUCAAAACAAUCCGUUGAUUUUAUUCAUCCAAGUUGUUCUUAAUUCAGGUCCAAUUGAACCAUCAACUCUCCCUGGAGGCUUACCUCCCUUUAUUUGAUAAAAAGAGCCAUAGAUGAAUAGUUGUUUUGGUCAUAAACUUCCAAUAAAGGGGUGAGAGUUACUUUGUAAAGCAGCAAGAUUUUUUGAUCUGUUUGCGAGGAUUAUAAACUACCAGAUUUUUAGUCGGUAUGAGUUACUUGCUAUCCACCUUUCUAGUUCUUGUUGUCAAUUAGUCAUAAAAUUGUUCAGAUUGUGCAAACAAUGGAAGUGGCCUCUUGUUGACACAAAAGUCAAUCGGUCAUACGGAGGUGGGUUCGCAUCUUAUUGAACCUUGGACAUCGUUGCACGAUACAAAAUAAAGCUUAUGAAUAAAUUCCUAAAAGCUUACAUUGUAAAAUUAUCACUGUGAUAUUUUGCUUCUACAUUUGGAUCUAUCUAAAUUUACAGGUAGUUUACUGAAUUAGGCAGGCAGUAGUUGCAAAUAUUGACAGAUAAUAUGCUUUUUUUUUCUUGUUAAGGAUUACCUACCCCUUGAAAAUGUUGAUGUUUACCUUUCAUUCUAUAUGUAUACAUGCUCACAUUCAUAUGCAUAAAACUCGAUCUUGAGGUCGAGAUUUUGAAGAGAUGAGUGGAUUAGUCUUACUAAGCUGAAUUGAUGGUUAUACUAGUUUUUGUUUUUGUCUGUAUUGUAAAGAAAAUGUUCCCAUCCUUAAACCUGUGUGUAGAACGAUGUUGUUCGAUUGAUGUCUUUACUCGCCACAAAGAACCUUUGGAAAAGAUCCUCGUAGCCGAGACAACUCGUCGGGACCCUUAGAGGUUAUUGUUGCUGUGGUAGUAAUGUUGGGGAACACAAUAGGUAUGAUGCUUUUUUGCAGUUGCUGUGAUAAGUGUUGACUUCAUAGGUACUCCUCCAUCUUCGUCUUUCAGGGUUUUCUCAUUUCCAAAGGGAAAUUUGGUUUGUGAUGUCUCUGCAAGACUUGUUUAUAUGUGGGCCGUGUGAAUAGGAGGAUCUCAAGGAGCAAAGAAGAAGAUGUCCGUGCCUCGGAUAUUGUUCGAUGGAACAGAGUAAGGUGGUGGGAUGGUGUACGCUUUGUGUUGUGAUGCAGUGAGUCAGAGUUUGAGAUAUUCGUGUACAGACCCCUAAAUUUUGCCGCUCCGCAUGCUUAGUUCUUAAGGCUUCUCGCUGUCGGAGUCUUCUUGCUUUCUCGAUUCCAUCAUCUUCGCGCUCUAUAUGCUCAGAGAGAGAGAGAGAGAGAGAGAGAGAGAGAGAGAGAGAUCACAAGGGGCUUUUGGUCCCGUUACAUGACGGUCGAUACACGGUCAACUAACCGCCGUUAAACUCUUUGCACAAAAUGGCGAUUUGGAAGUUAUGGCAAGGAUGUAUUUGCAAAUAUGAAACAGAAUAGGGGGUUAUGUACGCAUAAAGAUGGGUUUGGAGGAGUAUAUAUGCAAUUUCGCUGGUGUGAUAGGAAGGAAACUGAAGGCGCUAAAGGAAGAGGAGGAGGCACGUUCCACCAAACGAUCUUCCCAGUCGCUCGCCCAUCUCGCAACCCCCUCUGAUUCGAUUCGAGUCGCCGACGAUCGCGUCUCCAUGUGGGUGGUGAUCCUCUGCGGACUGAUCCUGUUCAAGAUCCUCCGCCGAAUCUUCCACCGCGCCGAUGCCUUCCCGGACAUCGACAGCUCCGAUUCUGACGCUAGCUUCGCCGUCGCCGCCAGAUUGGAGAAGCUCUACGGCAGCAAGGCGUUCGUCGGGCUUCGGAUUCCCGACGCCGAUGCCGGUGUUCGACAGCACAUAGAUGUCGUUCUUGUUACGAAGAGGGAAGUCAUGGUGGUGGCAGUUCGGAACUUCUCUGGUUUUGUGGAGAUUGGUGACAAUGAGAACUGGGUCUGUACCAGUGACAAGAAGCACAGGCCUCAGUCCCAUCCGGAUCCGGUCCUUGAAGUUAGCAAACAAGUAGCAGUUAUUGAAUCAUACUUGGAACAAAGAGGGGUCCCUUUGCCCAAGGGACAUGUAAUUGGCCAAGUCAUACUUCCACAUCCAAAUUGCAGGCCCGCCUAUUCUAUUUCUUCCCAACUAGAGGUGGUUUCUUUUGAUAAAUGGAGAGAGCUCAAGCCAAAACCACGAAGUGGAUUGUCCAAUUGGAUCAAGGGAGCAGUUGGCAAGAGCGACAUGCAAGAUGGAUUCUGUGAGAAACUUCAUUUUAUCCUGAGUACAUCACCAAUGUGGGAUCGCUUAGAACUUCGAGGUGACAGAAAUAUUCUUGGUGAGUUCGUCGAGUUUAAGGGAAACAAAAAUGACAUGCAAGCUUUGAGAAAUGUGAAGAGGUCAAAAGUUGGUCGAUUCAUCGUCCAAAAGCCAUCUAUGUUGGGUUUAGGUAGAUCGAGGCUCCAGGUUCUAUAUUUCCCCCGUGAUUAUCGAGGCGAAGGUGCUUCUUCUUUGGAAUGCAAGGAAAUUGCGGUCAAGCCAAGUACAGAGGUCAUUUUCCAGCAGAUGAACUCCAAGAAAGCCAAGAAAUUUAAGCUUUCAAGCAUUGUGUCUGUGACUCUUAGUGGGUAGGCAGCAGGCCUAUGACAUGCUUACUUGCGAGAACUCUGUUAUUGGUCGUGUAUAUGUAACCAACAUCUAUAGUUGCUUCACCCUUGUUUUCAGAAACGAAGUACAAUCUAUAUAUCGACAUGCAAUCCUUUUCCAUUUUCCUUUCUGAUAGAACAUUGUGAUAAAAUGAGAGAACGUUUUCCAGCAAGUUUGUUCUUA